CUACCUUUCGGCCGCCCACUCAUCCUUGCACUUUCUGACUCACCGAACCUCUCUGUCAAAAUGCGUUAUUACGAACAGAGAUAUCCCGAGGUCGAUGAGCUGGUGAUGGUGCAGGUUCGGCAAAUUGCUGAGAUGGGUGCCUAUGUCAAGCUCCUGGAGUAUGAUAACAUCGAGGGAAUGAUUCUGCUUUCCGAAUUGUCUCGCAGACGCAUUCGCUCGAUUCAGAAGCUCAUCCGCGUGGGACGCAAUGAAGUCGUCGUCGUUCUCCGUGUUGACAAGGAGAAGGGCUACAUUGAUCUCUCAAAACGCCGCGUUUCGCCUGAGGAUAUCAUCAAAUGUGAAGAGAGGUACAUGAAGUCGAAGACUGUCGCCUCGAUUAUCCGCCAUGUCGCGUCAAAAGUACCCUCGCUCGAUGCUGAUGGUCACCAAGAGCUAAAGUCCGCUGAAGUGGAAGAGAAGGAGCACGAAGCAAAGCGCAAUCGUCGGGCGCAGAGGAAAGAGGCUCAGGAACGCGGCGAGGAGCUGCCAGAAGACGAAGGCGCAAUUACCAACGCCAGCGAAGAAGAGCGCUGCGAGCAGCUCUACGAUACCAUUGGGUGGCCAUUGGGCAAGAUCUACGGCCAUCCAUACGAUGCUUUCAAGCUUGCUUUGACCGAGCCAGACGUCGUUUACUCUCAGCUCCCAAAGCCCAUUCCCGAUCACGUCAAGGAUAUCCUCGUAGCCACCAUCGCUCGUCGUCUCACACCUCAGCCUAUCAAGCUGCGUGCAGAUAUCGAGCUGACUUGCUAUACCCCUGCUGGUAUUGAUGCUAUCAAGAAAGCGCUGCGGGCUGGCGAAGCCCAGAGCAGCGACGCCGUCCCUAUCAAGGCCAAGCUUGUUGCACCACCGCUUUAUGUUCUUAGCACCAACGCUACAGACAAGUACGCUGCUGUUGACCGCCUUGAGCGCGCCAUUGAAGCUAUUCAAAAUUCUAUCGAGGGUCUGGGUGGCUCGCUAGUCGUAAAGAUGAAGCCCAAGGCCAUCUCAGAGACAGAAGAACACGACUUGGCGCAGCUCAUGGCGAAGGCUGGCCAGGAGAACGCCGAGGUUUCUGGCGACGAGGACGACGAGGACUUGGUGUAGAGAGCCCAAGACCUUUCUCGUUUUCUUACCUGUGUAGACUGUUACCGGUAUCUCCAUGCUGUAUCAUGCAAUGAUCCCU
Phanerochaete carnosa HHB-10118-sp is the source of this 1201-nucleotide messenger RNA. RefSeq lists its product as uncharacterized. Gene Ontology annotation, cellular component: multi-eIF complex; eukaryotic translation initiation factor 2B complex; eukaryotic translation initiation factor 2 complex. Bases 61 to 1122 code for a protein of 353 amino acids. Gene Ontology annotation, molecular function: RNA binding; ribosome binding; translation initiation factor activity. NCBI's taxonomy places the organism in Eukaryota, Fungi, Basidiomycota, Agaricomycetes, Polyporales, Phanerochaetaceae. The transcript is spliced from 6 exons. The record is from RefSeq and is a predicted model, not a curated record.